Molecule: messenger RNA, 3944 nt
Organism: Poecile atricapillus (Black-capped chickadee)
Lineage: Eukaryota; Metazoa; Chordata; Aves; Passeriformes; Paridae
Gene: C1GALT1C1
Product: C1GALT1 specific chaperone 1
Exons: 3
Coding region: 137-1093 (318 amino acids)
Molecular function (GO): N-acetylgalactosaminide beta-1,3-galactosyltransferase activity
Source: RefSeq, a predicted model, not a curated record
GGCGGUGCGCGCGGCUCCGCUGAGCGGCGGGAGCGGCGGGGCCGCGGCCGGGGAGCUCGGGAGCGGCGGCGGGAGCGCCGGUACCGCCGGGGCCGCGGCCGGGGAGCUCGGGAGCGGCGGCGGGAGCGCCGGAAAAAUGAUUUCUGAAAGCAGCUCCUUCAUCAAGGGUGUGGUGCUUGGAGGAGUCUUCUGCAUGUUGGUUACACUUCUCGGACACAUUAAGGUGGGCCACGGGACCAAAGCACAUCACCACGAGCAUCAUCACAUCCAGGCUCCCAACAAGGAAGAUGUCUUAAACCUUUCAGAAGGUGAACGUGUGGAGCUUAGUAAAAGCAUCCGUGUUUAUUGUAUCAUCCUUGUCAAACCAAAAGAUCUGGGGCACUGGGCUGCAGCAAGGGAGACCUGGAGCAAGCACUGUGACAAGGCAGAAUUCUACAGCUCAGAAAAUGUCAAAGUGUUCGAUUCUGUAGCCGUCAACACAAAUGAUAUGUGGGUAAUGAUGCGGAAAGCUUACAAGAUAACAUAUGAACGCUAUAAGGAUGAAUUCAGCUGGUUCUUCCUCGCAUAUCCAACAACAUUUGCUAUAAUUGAAAAUCUCAAGUAUUUCUUACUGAAAAAAGACCCCUCACAGCCUUUUUACAUAGGCCACACCGUGAAAUCUGGUGACCUUGAGUAUGUAGAUGGUGAGGGAGGAAUCGUCUUAAGCCUUGAGUCACUAAGACGACUUGCCCGUGUUCUUGGAGACCCUGACAAGUGUCCAGAGCAAGGAGGUAUGAUUUGGAAACUCGCAGAGGACAAGCAGCUGGCAAUCUGCCUGAAGUACACCGGUGUGUUUGCCGAAAACGCUGAAGAUUCAGAAGGGAAAGAUGUCUUUAACACUAAAUCUGUCGGGGCUCUGAUUAAAGAGGCCAUGUCCACUCACCCACAGCAGGUGGUGGACGGCUGCUGCUCCGACAUGGCCAUCACCUUCAGCGGGCUGGCCCCCAAUCACAUGCACGUGAUGAUGUACGGCGUGUACAGGCUCAGGCCCUAUGGCCACUCAUACAAUGAUGCCCUGGUCUUCCUGCCCCCACCGGGCUCAGACAAUGACUGAUGUGUCCUCAGGGAAGGCCUGGAACCGUGGAGUUGGCUCUUCUCACAACACACAGUUGUACUGACACAUUCUGGUACUGGUGUACAGGUUUUUUUGCACAUUGAGGGUUGGUAAAGCUCUUAAUUUUAAAAGUGGAAGGAGAUUUUUUUCCUAAAUCUUUUAUAGAGAAAUGUUUCUGGCUUUUGACAGGGCUGGAAUGAAAUGAUAAAAAGAAGUUGUUAAUGUUUAUUAUAAAAGGAGAUUAAGUUUAUGGGGGGUUUGUAUAUGUAAGUAUUUAUUAAUGAAAACUCAAAUGAACUUUAAUCUACUCUUACAAAUAUAUUUUUGCAAGACUUUGGUUAUUUCAGCUCUUCCAGGCAUUUCUAGAAUGUCUUUAUAUCUUUCUAAGAUGUACCAAUAAAACUGACUACAGAUUCCGUCUCAAAGACUGUAACUUUAAGCUAUUUCUUUUACACUGAACUAUGCAAUAGCUUGAGCUUAUACAGCAACCUGCCACCUCAUGUACAAACUUCUAACAGGAAGCAAGGUAACAAGAAAUCUUGCAGCAGAGUAGUAUCAAGUGCCCUUUGGACUAGUGUUUCUAAGCAGACAAAAGAAAAAGAUAAACUGUAUUUGACUAGGUAUUAACAUGGUCAGGGAGUCUGUUAGCACAAGAUUAAUUGCUCAUGUAAAAUUUCACUCCAUUUAUAAGCACGUUAGAAUAAAUGUUCAGUAUUAUUUUUACUCCUGUUAGUGGGUGGUAAUAGUGCUUACAAGGAAGAAGUUGGUUAAUUGUCAGUACAAUUUGGUGUUUGGAGUUUUUUGUUGCCUUUUUUUUCUUUACAAUAUAGUGCACUCAGUUUUACACAAGUUCCUGGGACACACUCCUGUCCAGUCACAGCAUGUGCAGACAAACAGCACGUCAGUACUUGGUCCAUUUAGAAUUCAGUGACCUGACAUGGGUGUUUCAAGACUUGAGGAAGGUACCCCAUACAUCUGUUACAUCCAGGACUAUCACAGGCUUUGUUGGUACUACAAUAUUCACAGAACAGGGGAGCAGACUGUCAUCUCACCUUUAACCAACCAGUUGUAACACCCUACCCUGAGCUGCAAGUGGUCAGGUGAGGAAGUGAAACAGCUGCUUCAGAGCUGAUGAGACUAUCCACACCUUGGCUUUUUUUUGUUUUAAGCAUUAGGUUUUUGACAAGAAAGGUAAGACAACUGCUCAGACCCCCAUACAAGAUCCCACAUCUCAGCUGCUUUUUGAAAGGUGAGACAAGAUGCACCUUCUCAUCCUCUCUGUCAGUCAGAGCUCAGCUGACAGCAACACAAACAUACACAAUUGCUACCAAAACCUGGGUAAAACUUGUACGUUUGGUAUUUUGCUAAACUGGUAUAUAAAUUAAGCCUGAUUGACUUGUAUCUUCUUACAGAAUAAUACAGCUUUAAAAACUCUGACAAAACCAGAUAAAGAAACCAAAAAUUUCAUUUUAGUGUGAUUAUUAAAAACAGUUCUGACCCCCCUGCAACAACAGCAGUCAGGAGAAUGAGCGUGAACAAUUCCAACAAGAGGAAAAUCUCAUUUGUCACAGAUUUGAGGUGCUGUAGGACAACAGGAAGAGAUAAGAUGGAAGGGUAAAAAGCAAACAACAGAAGGCAAGAUUGCCUCAUUUUACACCAAAAAAAAAAAAAAAAAACAAACCACCAACCAAACAACACUGAAGCAUAAACUGAUUUCCCAUAGCACUAACCAGAAAUCAGUACAUUUACAAUUAAAUCUUUAAGAUGCACAGAAAUGUUCACCAGCAUUCUCAAGGUCUGAGGUUUGAUCAGAACUUUUUCUGCAAUACUGCUUAAAUUUUGUCUUCCCACAUCAAUAGUUCCAGAUUUAUCCUGUCAUUUUCAGAAGUACAGUCUUGUAAAUAAUUUUACAGAAUUUUAAAAGCAGCAUAUAUUAGGCAAUAUAUUCCUUCUGCCAUGUCUCAACCUCGCCUUGGAAUCAGGUAGAGAACACCUUGGCUACUAUCAUCUGUAAAGGUCCCAGGGUGGGGAAACCAAGCCUGCAGAACAGCACCAAGGCAAGGCACUGGCACAUGAAAUCACAUUCUGCUGUUUUAAAAUGUGUUAGAAUAAAGACUUGAAAUAUCAACAAACGCUUCCAGAGACAGUUAUGAGUGGUAGACCUUAAAAGUUUCCUUAAUUUAUUACAGUAUUUCAUUUUUCCAUAGGCAUAGCUUUGGGUAUGCUGAACAAAAGAUUGGGUUAUCCAGACAGACACACAGUGCUCCUGAACCCAUUCUGUAGCGGGGGACAUGUGGCAGUGUGCACAAGCUGAGUUCCACCUGAAAAAAGUUUCUCCUGGCUACACUGAAAAACAUGUUUUGCUGUCAUGCCUUUAUUUAACAGUGAUUUUGUUUCUGCUCCUAAAAUAAGGCAGCACACAGGGAGUAGAGAGCGUCAGGCACCAGGGUGGCACACACUUCACUCAGUGUGGCCACCAUGACUACAAACUCCACUAGAAGGAGAGCAGUAUCAAAGUGUUGGCAGGUAGAAAUCUGAACAUACAUAGAGUCUUCAGGUAUGAGCCACCAUAAAAGAAUUUCUAAUCCACAUAUCAGUCUGAGUUCAUAAAUCCUAUACAGAUAAAUGCAUAUUAAAAAGAGAAAAUCCUUAAGUAAAAUGAAAUUAAUGCUCUUAAUAAGUUAAAAAAUGUCAAAAAACCUGAUUUCUCCACAUUCAAGAAACUAGGUAGACUAACAGAAUGUCAAUCAGAAGAAAAAAUCUGAAAUGCUUCUGAGGUUUUAUAAACCAUAUUUAUAUUUCACACACACUUUAUAUUAGUCUUUUAGAAGAGCACAAAAAAUGUAAACAU